GGUUGGUUGGCUGGUGGUUCGGUUGGUUGGCGCAGCUGUAAUCACCUCGUUCGAGAUCCAACUGUGCCGCAGAGCGCAAGCAUUGGCUCGCAAGACGUUGCAACUGUGGACGUGCGCAGGACGUACAAAGGGCCGUGGCGGGCCCCUCCGGCACUGCCGACCACAGCCAACGAACGAGCGCAGGAAGGGGGGAAGGCGGGCCGGGACCACGGGCGGGGCACAGGUUCACAGCGAGCCGAUAGUGUUCCUGCUGUAUAACAACCGAUUCGAAUUGCUGGUUUUGCGAUCGUCUCCAGUGGCGAGAUUGCGUUUCCACUUCUGCUGCUUCUCUCGCUCGCAGUCGCUCGUGAUUUUCCUCCUCCUCUCCGCCUCCAACAGCCUCACCUCGCCUCAUUCGGUUUCGUGUCGACGGACUCCGAAGCGAUUUCUGAUACCUGCAGGACCAUCAGCACCGUCUUCGCAGCUCUUCGGCUCUCGAUCUAGAGCUUUUGAUCGAGGUGAAGAUAGCUGCGUCCUCGCCUUCGGUCGUCGAGAAUGUGCCCCAACAGGAGGCAGCUGCAGCAUGUGAAUUUCGGGAGCAGUCUCGAUCUUCAAAAUCAAGUGUUCGGAAGCAACAUCAACCGGCUGAGAGAAGCGUUUGAUGUUUUAGACAGGGACGGUGAUGGAAUAAUCGCCGCAUCGGAUUUGGAAGGAUUUCUACAGAAGGUGGUCGCCAGCAAGCUCAUUUCGAAGAGCGACGUCCGUAGAAUGCUUGCUCUGGUCGAGGGAGACGUCGAUUUUGAACAGUUUCUGCGACUUUUGAAAGUAGAAGGUAACUCCGCUGCGCAUGGGGAGGCCACCCCCUUGACGCAGGAGAACAAUGAAGCUCUGCGCACCAUGUUUCGCGUGCUGGACAAGAACGGAGACGGAGUCAUCUGCUCUGAGGAUUUGAAAUCUGUCAUGAACACUGUGGACGGUUCCGGGCGACGUCUGUCCGAGACCGAUAUCCGAGGGAUGCUCGAAGCAGUGGGAGCGGGUGAGAAGAAAGUGAGGUAUCAAGACUUCGUGAAGUUCAUGUCAUUCUCCAGACCUGCCAGACCCCAGUACAACGGCCCUUCUCCCAGGAGUGCCAAAGUCCAGUAAAUUCCCUAAUCAUCUUCUUCUACUCAACGUCGCUUCGAGCCCUUUAUUCUACUCGAUCAGCUUCACAACGAAAGGACGGUCUUCAAAUCUCUAGAGCAUAUCAGCUCGAUGAGAAGGAUGGACCAAGCGAUGUCGGCCAGCCUGUCCAACUCUUCCUCCAUGCGGCUACCGUCAAAUAUGUUGAAGAGGUGUAUUAUUUUGCAUUUUCCAGUAACCUAACAUUAGACUGUACAUUUGAAGUAUACCGACUUAUUCUCUUGAGGAAAAGUUUUAAUUAACUGCGAAAAUUUAGAACUGUUAUCGUGAUGGGGUAUUCAACGUAUGGUAUUUUCAAGAGGAAUCGAGCAUGUGUAUGUCUCGGGUUCAAGGAAGGACCAUUCGCCUGAAGCAUUUAUUAAAACUAUUUGGACCAAAUACACCUUCUAAAGGUUUUUGCAGCAUUCAACGUCAGCAGUCGUCUCGGUCUCGAAUCGUAGUCAGUCACAGCCGGCCGGGAUUUCGACAUUAUGAAUGAAUGGUUCAUGCAAUUUUCUCUUGUGGGUGUCCGAGCUUGACGAUGCACAGUUCUUCGUCUGGUCGCAUGAAAAUGUACAUAAUUCCAUUCGCGUGUACGAGGUUGUUUCACGUACUAUUGCGUUUUGGCUUUCUGAUUUGGCAAUCUAUCUUAUAACCUAGUAGGCAAAAUUUGGUGUGUCAUGGGGUACACGUGAAAAGGUGGAGAGGAAAACUGGCGCGAGAACACCAGGUACGUGAAGGGAGACGGGGAAUUACAUGGAGUUGCAAUAGUAUACGGAAGAGACAAUUGGAAGCUUGUGGGGUUUAGUCAACUCUGAGGUAGAAAGCGUAGUGUGUAGGGAAUGGAUCGAAGCUACCGGAUGACUACAAUAAUUCAACUAACUAAUUUGUAUCUUACACCGCUGUAUAUGCAUGUUCUACACAUGUGUAUGUGCAUGAAUAGUUCACAUCAUACAUUAUCUGACCUAAGAUACCCUUGG
Marchantia polymorpha subsp. ruderalis is the source of this 2117-nucleotide messenger RNA. The record is from the annotation of a GenBank genome assembly. Lineage: Eukaryota; Viridiplantae; Streptophyta; Marchantiopsida; Marchantiales; Marchantiaceae.